This is a messenger RNA of Diospyros lotus (date-plum), 573 nucleotides long. RefSeq names its product hedycaryol synthase-like. The transcript has 3 exons. Bases 1 to 573 code for a protein of 190 amino acids. NCBI's taxonomy places the organism in Eukaryota, Viridiplantae, Streptophyta, Magnoliopsida, Ericales, Ebenaceae. The record is from RefSeq and is a predicted model, not a curated record. Gene Ontology annotation, molecular function: magnesium ion binding; terpene synthase activity.
AUGGCACCCCAUUUAAACCAUCCUUUCCUUGCUGAACAAGUGCUCCAUGCCUUAGAACUGUCCCUCCAUAUGGGCAUCCCAAGAGUUGAAGCAGCGCAUUACAUCUCUAUCUAUGAGAAAGAUGAUCACAGAGAUGAGCAACUUCUGAGACUUGCGAAGUUAGAUUUCAACAGGGUGCAGUUGUUGCACCUGGAAGAAUUGUGCCAUCUCUCAAGGUGGUGGAAAGAGCUGGCCUCAAAUUUUCCUUAUACCAAAGACAGACUUGUGGAAUGCUACUUGUGGGCUGUGGGCACAUACUUUGAACCCCAUUACUCAGCUGCCCGCCUAAUUCAUGUUAAAAUCACUGUUCUGGUGUCGAUUUUGGAUGAUACAUUUGAUGCGUAUGGCACACUAGAUGAACUAACAACUUUUACAGAUGUUGUGCAGAGGUGGGAUAGGAGUGACAUUAAUCUGCUCCCAGAUUACAUGAAAGUCCUCUUCAGGACUUUGUUGGAUCUUUUCGAAGAACUCGACGAAAAAUUGGCAAGCCAAGGAAGAUCUUAUGCUGUUCAUCAUACAAGGGAGGCAGUAUGA